UAGAAAAUUCCAGAGUUGUCCCUGGCAUUUUUAUUUGGUUGAGCUGGAAGAGUGAGAUAUUUUAGGAGUGAUUCACUCCCCUCCCUUUUUUCAGACCUCAAUUUUAUUUUAAACACAGAGCACAGCCUACCCAUUGAAUGCAGUGUUCUUUUCUAUAUCAACCAGGGUAUGCAAUGACUGUAGAUGUCACUGUAAAACAGAAGAACUCUUGAUUCUAAGUUAUUCGCUUAACUAGUAAGAUUUAAGUAAACAGAUAAUUGGAUCUGCUGUCUGUUAGUAUGGUAUCUGCUUGCUUCUGCUUUGUCCUUUGACAGACUAGAUAAAAAAUAGGAAACAGAUUUUACAGUGACCAUUCCCAACUAGUCAUUCAUUCAUUCAACAGGCAUUCAUUGUGCACUAUGUUUAUUUGGGGUGGUACUUCAGUACAUGGAGGCACAUCAGUGAACAUAGCUAAAAAUCCCUCUUAAGCGGGGUCAGACAGUAAACAGUAAACAUAAAUACAUGUAUAGAAUGUCAGAAGAUAAUCUGUGCUUUGAAAAAAUAGAGCGAUUGAUAAGGGGAAUCAGAAGUGCCGAAAUGGUGCCAGGAAAGGGUGAAGUUUUAAAUGAGGUUAGAACAUGCCUCCUUGAGAACGUGACAUUUGAAAGAGUGGAGGGAACUACCUGUGUAGAACUACCCUGGAAUAGAUAUGAGAGAGCAUCACAGGCAGAGAGAACCCCGUGGAAAGGCUUCAAGGUAGAAUACCUGGCUUGUUUGAGGAAGUGCAAGGAAGCCAACUUGGUUGGAACAAAGUGAAUGAGGGGGACAUCAAAAAGAGACAGGGUCAGGGAGGUGAGGGAUAAACCCUGUGGCCUUUGAGCAAGAUGGGGAACUUUUGGAGAGAUUUGAGCAGAGGACAAGAUUUGACAUAGUUUAUAAGAGCCACUUUGGCUUGUCCGUUGAGAGAGGGAAGGUGUGAAAGCAGGGAGACUGACCAGGAGGAUAAUACAAUAAUUCAGCUGAGAGAUGAUGAUGUUUUGACCAGGCUUGUAGCAGUGAAAGUGGUGAGUAGUGACCCAGUUUUCAUAUAUUUCGAAAAUAGUGUUUCCUCAGGAUUAGGUAUGGGAUAGGAGAGAAAGAGAGGGGUCAAAGAUGACUCUAAGGUUUUUGCCUGAUCAACUAGAAGAAUGGAAUUGCUUUCAGCUAAGAAAAGGAAGACAGGAAGGAGUAAGUUUGUAGAGGAAAAAUCAGAAGUUUAGUUUUGGACAUUAGAUAUCCCACUGGAGGUCUACUUCCAGUGGAGUUGUUGAGUAUCUGUGUAAUGCCAGUUGGAAGUCAGUAGGCAUCUGGGUGGACACUAAUAGGGCUUGCUCCAUCCAUACUUGUUUUCCCCUUAUCUUCAGAAGUUGUAAAAAAACCUUUUUUUCCUAGCCAACUGUUAGUGUAUUAAUUGGACUAUCUAUUAGUGUAGACAAGGACACCUUAUGUACAAUGGGUAAAAGGGCAUUGAGCCUGAGUAAGUAGCACUCAAAGUCAUUUCCAAAUGAAUGAGAUAACAUAAUCAUAGGUGCCGAAUUGGAGUCUUAGAUAAUUAAGCAUGCAGCUGUUAAAUGCAUCCCAUGUUGAAAAAUGGGACAGAAGUAAGGCUAUAAUUGACCUUGUGAUGAAGCAAAGGAUAAAAUAUUCCCCAGGAGUAAAUCAUUUACCCAUGUAAUGCAAUUGCAUUCUUUUAGAGCACUGGUAGACCAGUUGGUAAGCCAUAUCUCCUCCAAGGCAUUAAUGGAACUCUGUUUCAAAUACAGCAGGUCUUUGAAUAAUAUCAUUGUUUUGUUAUAACGUUGAUGAGGGAAAAAAAAUAGAUUUCUGUCUGGGGUCAAUGUCUGUGUGGGUUUUCUCUGGAUACCCUGGUUUCUUCUCACAUCCCAAAGAUGUGCAGUGACCCUAGGGGGAAUACCUUGCCUUCGUUCUCCUUUGAGGAUGUUGAGAUGGUGAGCAGCAGUUACAUGAGAAAAAAAAAUUCUCCCCAGAUGAGUGGUUCUCAAACUUUCCACUGCACAGAAUCUCCUAGAGGGCGCUUUAAAACAGAUUGCUGGGUCUUACCUCCCAACCAUUCUGAUAAAUACACUGUGGCAAAAUGCUUCCACCUCUUGCCAAAAUGAACACUGAAGAAAAAUGAAGAACGCCGAAGAACUCCAACGAAAAGUUGCAGAGCAGAAAUAGCCACACUCCUCAGGAGUCUGAUUCAUCCACAGCCAUCGAAAAAAGACCUCCAACUGGAGUUGAGCAGAAAUGUGGCUUACAGUUUUCCUCAAAUCAUUGUUGGGCUUCUGAGAAGGAGCUGGACCUUUGAAUGGACAAGCAGAUUACUGAUUUUUGCAUCAUGUUUGGAAAGAAAAAGAAAAAGAUUGAGAUAUCUGGCCCAUCCAACUUUGAACACAGGGUUCAUACUGGGUUUGAUCCGCAAGAACAGAAAUUUACCGGCCUGCCCCAGCAAUGGCACAGCCUGUUAGCAGACACUGCCAACAGGCCAAAGCCCAUGGUGGACCCUUCGUGCAUCACACCCAUCCAGCUGGCUCCCAUGAAGACAAUCGUUAGAGGAAACAAACCCUGCAAGGAAACCUCCAUCAAUGGCCUCCUGGAGGAUUUUGACAACAUCUCUGUGACUCGCUCCAAUUCCCUGAGGAAAGAAAGCCCGCCCACUCCGGACCAGGGAGCCUCCUGCCAUGGUCAAGGCCACCGGGAAGAAAAUGGCUUCAUCACCUUCUCACAGUAUUCAAGCGAAUCUGAUACCACUGCUGACUACACAACCGAAAAGUACAGAGAAAAGAGCCUCUAUGGAGAUGAUUUGGAUCCGUUUUAUAAAAGCAGCCAUGCGGCCAAGCAAAAUGGGCACGUAAUGAAAAUGAAACACGGGGAAACCUACUAUUCUGAGAUGAAGCCUUUGCAAUCCGAUAUUGCCAGAUUUCCCGUCGAUUAUCACACACAUUUAGACUCACUGAGCAAACCAAGUGAAUACAGUGACUUCAAGUGGGCGUACCAGAGGGCCUCCAGCAGCUCCCCGCUAGAUUACCCAUUCCAGUUUACGCCUUCUAGAACUGCAGGGACCCGCGGGUGCUCUAAGGAGAGCCUGGCGUACAGCGAAAGUGAAUGGGGCCCCAGCCUGGAUGACUAUGACAGGAGGCCAAAGUCAUCGUACCUGAAUCAGACGAGCCCCCAGCCUGCCAUGCGGCAGAGGUCCAGGUCGGGCUCGGGGCUCCAGGAACCGAUGAUGCCCUUCGGAGCAAGUGCAUUUAAAACCCACCCCCAAGGACACUCGUAUAACUCCUACACCUACCCUCGCUUGUCCGAGCCCACAAUGUGCAUUCCAAAGGUGGAUUAUGAUCGAGCACAGAUGGUCCUUAGCCCUCCACUGUCAGGGUCUGACACCUACCCCAGGGGCCCUGCCAAACUACCUCAAAGUCAAAGCAAAGCUGGUUAUUCCUCAAGUAGCCACCAGUACCCAUCUGGGUACCAGAAAGCCACCCUGUACCACCACCCCUCCCUACAGACCAGCUCGCAGUACAUCUCUACAGCUUCUUACCUGAGCUCCCUCAGCAUCUCAUCCAGCACCUACCCGCCACCCAGCUGGGGCUCCUCCUCAGACCAGCAGCCCUCCAGGGUGUCCCACGAACAGUUUCGGGCUGCACUGCAGUUGGUGGUCAGCCCAGGAGACCCCAGGGAAUACUUGGACAACUUUAUCAAAAUCGGGGAAGGCUCGACUGGCAUUGUAUGCAUCGCAACCGAAAAACACACAGGGAAACAAGUUGCAGUGAAGAAAAUGGACCUUCGAAAGCAGCAGCGACGAGAACUGCUUUUUAAUGAGGUUGUGAUAAUGCGGGAUUACCACCAUGACAAUGUGGUCGACAUGUACAAUAGCUACCUUGUCGGUGACGAGCUCUGGGUGGUCAUGGAAUUUCUAGAAGGUGGUGCCUUGACAGACAUCGUUACUCAUACCAGAAUGAAUGAAGAACAGAUAGCUACUGUGUGUCUGUCAGUUCUGAGAGCUCUCUCCUACCUUCACAAUCAAGGAGUGAUUCACAGGGACAUAAAGAGUGACUCCAUCCUCCUGACAAGUGACGGUCGGAUAAAGUUAUCUGACUUUGGUUUCUGUGCUCAAGUUUCCAAAGAGGUGCCGAAGAGGAAAUCGUUGGUUGGCACUCCCUACUGGAUGGCACCCGAGGUGAUUUCUAGGCUACCUUAUGGGACAGAGGUGGACAUCUGGUCCCUGGGGAUCAUGGUGAUAGAAAUGAUCGAUGGCGAGCCCCCCUACUUUAACGAGCCUCCCCUCCAGGCCAUGCGGAGGAUCCGGGACAGUUUACCUCCAAGAGUGAAGGACCUACACAAGGUGUCUUCAGUGCUCCGGGGAUUCCUAGACCUGAUGUUGGUGAGGGAGCCCUCUCAAAGAGCCACAGCCCAGGAACUCCUGGGACAUCCAUUCUUGAAACUGUCAGGUCCGCCAUCUUGCAUCGUUCCCCUCAUGAGACAAUACAGGCAUCACUGA
Molecule: messenger RNA, 4519 nt
Organism: Pteropus alecto (black flying fox)
Lineage: Eukaryota; Metazoa; Chordata; Mammalia; Chiroptera; Pteropodidae
Gene: PAK5
Product: p21 (RAC1) activated kinase 5
Exons: 13
Coding region: 2330-4519 (729 amino acids)
Biological process (GO): regulation of MAPK cascade; intracellular signal transduction; apoptotic process
Cellular component (GO): cytoplasm
Molecular function (GO): protein serine/threonine kinase activity; ATP binding
Source: RefSeq, a predicted model, not a curated record